UGCUGACAGGAGGCGGCGGCGGAGGUGGAGGCGAGGCAAGACCUGCGGCUCUGCAGGGCCACGGUCGCUGUAGCGCUAGGCAAGCUGACGGAGCCACGCCGGCCUCAGCCCACCAGCAAACCUCCCGCCUCGUGCCCACCCUCCAUCUGCCCGACUGGUCCGGGGCGGCCUAGUCUGCACCACCGACCCGGCUCCUGGGGCCGCCGCCCCGCGCGGUCCCGUCGGCGUCCCUGGCCGCCCCCGACCCCCGGCCCCAUAGCCCACCGGCACCAUGAUGGAGGAGAUCGACCGGUUCCAGGUGCCCACCGCGCACUCGGAGAUGCAGCCGCUGGACCCAGCCGCCGCCUCCAUCUCAGACGGAGACUGUGACGCCCGGGAGGGUGAGUCAGUAGCCAUGAAUUACAAACCAUCCCCGCUCCAAGUGAAGCUGGAGAAGCAGCGGGAGCUGGCCCGGAAGGGCUCCCUGAAGAAUGGCAGCAUGGGGAGCCCCGUCAACCAGCAACCCAAGAAGAACAAUGUCAUGGCCCGGACAAGGCUGGUCGUCCCCAAUAAAGGCUACUCCUCGCUUGACCAGAGCCCAGACGAGAAGCCACUGGUAGCCCUUGACACGGACAGUGAUGAUGACUUUGACAUGUCCAGAUAUUCCUCCUCUGGCUACUCCUCUGCUGAGCAGAUCAACCAAGAUUUGAACAUCCAGCUGCUGAAGGACGGCUACCGGUUAGACGAGAUCCCCGACGAUGAGGACCUGGACCUCAUCCCCCCCAAGUCCGUGAACCCCACCUGCAUGUGCUGCCAGGCCACGUCCUCCACCGCCUGCCACAUUCAGUAGCUGGCGGGGCCGCUGCGGCCGGCCGGGGUGGGGCCGCCAGGGGCCAGGUUGGACCAGGCAGGGGCCAACCCCUCCCCAGCUCGUCCACCUGCCCCCGGCCCCCGCGCCCCCUACAGCCGCCAACCUCGUAACAGUCAUUGCUUCCUCCUAUGGUAGGACGUGUACCUCUGUGUGUUCAUGGAGCCGGAGAAACCAAAACCGGGUCUCUCUCCACCCCCGGGGGUGCUGAGGAGGGGAGGGGGCGGUUUGUUCAGUUACUUCGGGGACCUUGCCCAGCAUCCUGCCCCCUCCCCAAAGCUGCAGCCCAGUAGAGGAAAGGGGUGACUGGACUGCAGGGAGGCCAACGGUAAUGAGUGGGGGAGGGAUCACAAAGCCAGGGGUUUGGACCCACCCACGUGAAGCCAUGAAUCCCCCAGCACCAGCCAAGGAAAGGCGCUGGGAAGGAGAAAGGCCCAGGGCAGUAGGGGCAGGGCCCAGCCCCUUAGAGCCGCCUCCACAUGCCCCCCUGCUGGCCCACGUACCAUCUGCGUUUCUCCCCUCAUCUCUAGAUGGGAAGCCUGACAAAGCUGCCCAGUGGGAUAUUGUCCCCCACCCCUCGGGGAUCACUGCCUUCUUUCUCCUCUUUGCCCCAUUCACCCCCUUCCUUGCUCUCUGGAUUGUGUGGAGGGUGAGGUGGGCCAUAGAGACAGCCAGAGUUUAGGGUGGUAUGAUCUGCCCUCACCUGCCCCUAUAACUAAUGCAUCUAUCUCUCUGUGCCCUGCCUCAUCCCCUCACCCAACACACACACACACACACACACACACACACACACACACACACUCUUACACUUCUGUUCUGUUCAUUGGUCUCUGUCCCGGGCUGGAAGCAGGAGUUAAGGCUGGCCUCGAAUGCCUCAUUCCGGUCUCACUCUAGCUCAAGAUCCCAGAGGCUGCUUCCCAGGAAGACUCUUCAAGGAAGCAAGCCUAAGAGAAUACAGUGGCUGCAUGUGUAUGGCAGGGACAGCUUGGCAGAACGUGUGUGUGCCUGGGGCUGUGAGGGCGUGUGUCUACAUCUCUGCAUUGGGCCUGUGUCUCCAGAUGUCUGCGGCGUCCGCGGUGGGGAAGUGACUGUGUGGCCUGUUAACAGUGUGAGAGGCUGCUCAGCAGUGCAGUGGGCUGGCGGUCCGAAGUCUGGGUUCUGGUCCUAGCUCUGGCACUCUCCCCGUUACCUCCAACAAGCCACUUAUAUUCUCUGGCUUUCAGUUCCCUCCACUGUACAAUGAGCAGCAUCUGAAAUUAUUUUUAAGGUUCUUCCAAACCUGAAGGAAUUUCUUCAUAGGAAUUUCUGUGGAGGUGGAUAAGGAGGUCUCUGUGUGUCUUUUGAGUACAUCUGGUGGCUUCCUGAGUUGCGCGUCAGUGUGGAAAAGAGAGGGGGAAGUUCCUGUGGGACCUGCGUAUGCCUGAAUACAAUCGGAUCUUUUGGGAAAUGCUUGAGUGUGUGUCUGUGUGUGUCUGUGGAUGUGCACGUGUAUGUGGUUAUCUAUGGUGUGUGUAGCUGUGUGGGGUGUCUGAGAGUCAGAAUGUAUGUACUACUGCUUCUGCUGCUGUUACUUGGUGGUGGCAGGGGUGGGCGUGGUUGCUAGAAAAGCUGAGGAUGAAAAUCAAGAGGGAGAAGGUGACCAAGGCCCUCCCCUGGGCCUGGGCAGUAUAGAUCUGCCCCGUGCGAAGGAAAGCAAAAGCACAGAUAGCCCACGCCUGGUCAGGUCUAUGCCGCACAAACCCCGUAUCCCAGGGCCACUCCUCCAUGCUGACCCCCCACACAUGCUGCCCAAUCCACUCUAAUAUAUACCACUCACAUGCUGCCAGCGUGCACAGGACACACCCACAGCCCAGUUCCUGGCUGCCAGUCCUGGGAGGUGGGAGUUGGAAGGGGGCGAGGGCAGUGAGAAGAGAGAGGAAGGCUGCUGGCUUAGGAGGGGUAGCACCUCUCCCUGCACCACACCCAGGGGCUGCCAGCUCCUGAGUGCUGAGGUGCAGCUCUCCACCCUCAACUCCUCCAACCCACGCCUAACUCCUCCAGUGCAGCGACCCUGGUUAGAUGAUGAGAAAAUGCCAGAGGGAGGCAAGGACGGAGAAGGCACCUGCAGGACUCACAAGGCCCGUACUGGCCCCCACCUGAGCCUGUUUCUCCCCCCCCGACCCCGGUCAGCAUACCCACCCCCCAUCAUCUGGGCCCCAAAACCAAGCUUCCUACUACUACUACCACCACCACCCCGGCCUCCUUGACUCACCCUUCGAGAACAUGGGUACCUCCUCUUUUCCAGGCAGGGCCCCCGCCAAGGCUCACUUAGACUGCUGCCUUUGCUGCUGACAUGCUGUGUGACUCUGGCCCACUGCUCAACCUCUCUGGCCCUGAGGAAUAAGGGAAAGGCUCCCUCCCCACAAGAUAUACCUAAUUCCCUGGCAGGCAAGGGCUUCUAGCUGAGGCAGUGUAGCGAGUGUAGCGGAGAGAAGUACGAAGCUGGCAGCCAGCACUUUCUGGGUCUAGGGAGAGUGCAUGGUCCCCUCCUUCCCUAUGUGGGAGGUUGGAGGGGAGGAAUUGAGGCCUUAGUUUGCCCCCUGCCACCCUUGCCCCUUGUAGAUACUGCCUUAACACUCCCUCUACCCUCAGCUCUGGCUGCCACCCAGCCAGGUUUCUCCGUGCUCACUAAUUUAUUUCCAGGAAGGUGUGUGGAAGACAUGAGCCGUGUAUAAAAUUUUUUUUAACAUUUCCAUCGCAGUAUUGACCAUCAUCCUUGGUUGUGUAUCGUGUAACACAAAUAAUGAUAUUAAAAGCAUCAAACAAG
Molecule: messenger RNA, 3653 nt
Organism: Eubalaena glacialis (North Atlantic right whale)
Lineage: Eukaryota; Metazoa; Chordata; Mammalia; Artiodactyla; Balaenidae
Gene: FAM219A
Product: family with sequence similarity 219 member A
Exons: 6
Coding region: 272-829 (185 amino acids)
Source: RefSeq, a predicted model, not a curated record